CCCAGGAGCCUCAGACCGGAGGAGAGGAUGUGGGUAUGCUGACAUCUGCACGCCAGCGGUUUGAGGCGAGGGACAGGCGGACGGAAAACGGCCUCUGCUCUCUCGAAGAAACUCUAAAACAUGUAACUGGUCGCGGAGAUGCCCGUGUCCUGUAGGGGCCCCUGAAGCUCGGCCAGUCUCGGCCCCCAUCCGCCAUGAGGGGGCGCUGCUCUCGGAAACUGGGUGUGCUGGCCAAGGCUGGCCUCCUGCUGUGGCUGCUGUGGCUGGGCUUCCUUCUGAUGGAGCGCUCCUCUUUCCCUUUCUCCUCCCCUGCGCAGGAGGAGGAGGAGGAGGGCGGCGGCCAGCGCGGCCCGGCGGGCCGGCAGCUGACCGCAGAGCAGGGCGGGCGGCUGGCCAGGCCGCUGUACGUCCGCCCGGCGCCCGACAGCAACGCGAACGGGGAGUGGGGGCGCGCCACCCACCUCAAGCUCAACCCCGAGGAGAAGAAGCUGGAGCAGGAAACGGUGGAGCGAUACGCCAUCAACAUCUACGUCAGCGACAAAAUCUCCCUCCACCGCCACAUCAAGGACCACAGGAUGAACGAAUGCCGGAAUAAGAAGUUUGACUACCGGCAUUUACCUACCACCUCUGUGAUCAUAGCCUUCUAUAACGAGGCCUGGUCCACCCUGCUGAGGACCAUCCACAGCGUGCUGGAGACCACGCCCGCCAUCCUGUUGAAAGAGAUCAUCCUAAUCGAUGACUACAGUGACCGAGUCUACCUGAAAUCCCAGCUGGCCGACUACAUCAGCAGCCUGCAGCGCGUGCGGCUGAUCCGCACCAAUAAGAGGGAGGGGCUGGUGCGGGCGCGUCUCAUAGGGGCCACCUACGCCACCGGCGACGUGCUGACGUUUCUGGACUGCCACUGUGAGUGCGUCCCGGGCUGGAUCGAGCCUCUGCUGGAAAGGAUCGCUGAGAACGCCAGCACCAUCGUGUGCCCCGUGAUCGACACCAUCGACUGGAACACCUUCGAGUACUACAUGCAAACGGACGAGCCCAUGAUCGGGGGGUUCGACUGGAGGCUGACCUUUCAGUGGCACUCCGUCCCCGAAGUGGAACGCAAACGACGCAAGUCUCGCAUUGACCCUAUCAGGUCUCCGACUAUGGCGGGUGGAUUAUUUGCCGUCAGCAAGGCUUAUUUUGAAUACCUGGGCACGUAUGACAUGGGCAUGGAGGUGUGGGGAGGAGAAAACCUGGAGCUCUCUUUCAGGGUGUGGCAGUGCGGCGGCAGUCUAGAGAUCCAUCCCUGCUCUCACGUGGGCCACGUUUUCCCCAAAAAGGCCCCUUACGCGCGGCCAAACUUCCUCCAGAAUACUGUGCGAGCCGCAGAGGUUUGGAUGGACUCGUAUAAACAACACUUCUACAACAGAAACCCUCCGGCCAAAAAGGAGACCUAUGGGGACAUCUCAAUGCGGCUGCUGCUGAGGGAGAAGUUGAAGUGCAACAGUUUCGACUGGUAUCUGAAGAACAUAUACCCUGACCUCCACGUGCCCGAGGACAGGGAGGGCUGGCACGGGGCCGUGCGGAGCUCCGGGAUACAGUCCGAGUGUCUGGACUACAACGCUCCGGAGCACAAUCCCACGGGUGCACACCUCUCUCUGUUUGGCUGUCACGGCCAGGGAGGCAACCAGUACUUUGAAUACACGUCCCAGAAGGAGAUCCGUUUCAAUUCGGUGACAGAGCUGUGCGCCGAGGUGCUGGAGGGCCAGAGCUCCAUCGGCAUGAGGCACUGCCCUCGUGACGGGGAGCAGAAGCCUCCCAGCAUCGUCUGGGAGUUCAGAGAGGACGGGAGCAUUUACCACCCCCAGUCGGACACGUGUGUGACGGCCCUGCGCACGGCGGAGGGACGCACCGACACCCAGAUGAGGAGGUGCCAGCCGGAGGACAGAAACCAGCUGUGGAAAUUCGAGUGGUAGACGGAGGAAGGAGGUGAAAGUGACCGCGGACGUCUUCUCCGAAAAAUCCGCGCCGCAACUAAAUGCGAACGGCAACAAAACGUGCGUUGAAAGAGCAUCUUGAAGCCACUGAUUCACCCCCUGGAGGCCUGUCGGGCCCAGAUGAAAGAGUGCAGAUUGCAGUGGAGGAGGUGAGCCCGCUCCCAUUUAGGAGACAAACUGUUGCUUUCCUCUCAAGUGCCUCUUCAACCGAAAACGGAGAACAUUGCAAACCAGAAACCGAAAGCAACUGAAACUGAUUUGAUUUGUCCUGCACAUGAAGAAGUGCCUUAAAAAAAAAAAGAUUUAAAACUAGCUAGAAAACGGCGUUGCACUACAGAAUGGGUAUCGAUUACUAUUGUUAGUUAGUCGUUGCCUGUUUGUAUAGUUGUCAAUAAAUGUAAAAAAAACGGCUGCUAAGGGAAGGCGUGUUAGGAAUGUGAGGUCAGCAGCACUUUGCCCUGAACCGGUUACUUCCUAACAUGCCGUAUCAUGUGAGGGGGGGGAAAGGUAGCGAGAGCUCUGCGGUCAUACUACGCUGCCUCUCGCUUCUGGCUCUUUCCUGUGGUGCCAGUGGGAGAAAAACUGCCUGAACAAGACUUGAAGAAUUCAUUAGGGCAUUCGAAACUUAGCAAUUUUUUUUCCCCGUCAAGAGCAAAACCGAGUCGACAGGGACGUUGUAAUCUCUUCUUCCCCGCCGUGUAAAAUUAAGAAUAGCCUGGAAACCCGUCUGUCACUCUGCCUUUGAAAGCCUGUCAUCCUGAAAAAAGGAUUCGUGCCAAAAUGAAAUGUGCCACUGGGUGUCAGAUUUAUUUAGAGUAUUUUGUAUGCUAAAAGCAAAACAACACUGGUAUGAUUCAUUUUAGGUUUUAAAAAGCCUUAAAGCGAGCACCUUUGUGCCUUUUUUUGGAGACUUCUGUGUGUAAACUGUACUUGAAACAAAACACUCCUCUUAGGUUUGUUUGUUUUUCCAGUAAAAGCCCCAUUUUGGGAUUCAGAGACCAGGAGAUGCAGUCUAACUGCUGUCUAAGCCUCGAGUCUGCUGCAGCUUUAUUUGCUCAACCCUAAAUGUCACCGAGCAAUAUAUAGUUUCUAUAGUUCUCUCAGUCAUGCAUAUGAGCUAUUCAAACUCGCAAAUGGAAAGUUUGCAAACAUAAAGAGAAUAUUCCUGUUUUGUGCAACAUUUGUAAAUAAUGUGUGGUUGAAGGGACCAGAGGAGGACAGCUGUAAUGUAAAACAAAUGUAAAACUACUGAUAAAGAAAAAAAAGGGAAGUCGGUCAUUUGAUAUAAUCGUGGAAUGUCACCAGAUGGGAGUUUUUUAAAUGUUGGAGUAAUUUGAAAAAUAAAAACUAAUGGCAAACGCAGAACUUUACAUCGUUGCUCUCUUUUCUCUCUGUUUUCAGUAUUUUUUAGUGUACGCAAACGCAUCAUAUGGUUGACUUGAAUGACGUUAUUUCUUGUUUUUUGUCCAUGAGGGCAAAAGCUGCCACUCCUCCAUGUUCUGGUCGUUUACUGCCAUCUGGUGGCGGCAGAGGGGAUAACACCCACCACGGACUCCCAGGACCACAGUGAUGCCAGCAAAAGUUUAGAGAUCCUACUUAGAUCAAGGUGCCAAACUGGAAAAUGUCUUAGAAAUAACCAUCUGUUCAGUGCUUCACGUAAAACUGCGAAGAGUAACUCUUUUAUUAAUUUAAUUAGAGUUAGAAGCAAAAGGAAAAAGAAGGUAAUUUACAUUCUAAUCAAACACUCGUUCCCCUAAUAUGUUAAAUAAAGACGUUAAAAUUCCUUCUAAAAAUUUACCAUCUCUAAGGGGAAACCAAAAAGAACAAAACCCA
This is a messenger RNA of Menidia menidia (Atlantic silverside), 3806 nucleotides long. The record is from the annotation of a GenBank genome assembly. NCBI's taxonomy places the organism in Eukaryota, Metazoa, Chordata, Actinopteri, Atheriniformes, Atherinopsidae.